AUGGCCACCGCUCUAAUGAAGACGAUCCUUCUCAUCUUCGUCGCCACCGCCCUCUCCGUCACCCUCACCAUGCGAACCGUCGUCGACCAGGAGGUGCCCGAAGCCGCGGAGGCUGCUACCGCCGAGCCGUCGCAGAGGUUGAGCCGCUUCCUCAAGGAGGAGGCACCCGUCGACGGAACCCCGGGGUACGGAGGCAACAGCGGCAACGGCGGCGGUGGCAUCGGGCAGACCAAGAACCCUAGGGCGGCGGACCACUGCAACAAGGAACCGGGGCUGUGCCAGGAGCUGUACGGGAAGGACUUCGAGUGCUGCAACAACAAGUGCAUCAACGUCGCCGUCGACAAGCAGAACUGCGGCGCCUGCAAGAACAAGUGCGCCUUCAAGGACGAGUGCUGCGGCGGCCAGUGCGUCUAUCUAUCUCUCGACAAGCGCCACUGCGGCAAGUGCAACGCUCCUUGCGCCAGCCCGCAGCUCUGCGUCUACGGCAUGUGCAACUACCCUUGA
Molecule: messenger RNA, 504 nt
Organism: Linum tenue
Lineage: Eukaryota; Viridiplantae; Streptophyta; Magnoliopsida; Malpighiales; Linaceae
Source: the annotation of a GenBank genome assembly